AUGAAAAAAUAUUCAAAAAUUCCGAUAAUAGUAACAGAAGAUGUUGAAUUGCCAAAUAUAUCACCAAAAAAAACGCAUAAAAAGAAAAUUAGCGAUAGAUUUGAUGAGGAUGAUACUGAAAAUGAUUUCGGUGAUAAUGAACUUCUUUUGGAAAGAAAUAAAUCUUAUUUAGACAUAAAUGAUUUUUAUCCACAUGAAAACUCCCCAAUACCCAUGGCUGUUAGUACAAAAGAUGAUCCAUCCCUACAAUCGAUAACGUUUCGUUUUUGGGUACUUAUGCUCGGUGCAGCAAUAUCUCAGUUCUACUACUUUCGUUCAAAUGGUGGUGGAUACUCUGUAUUCUUUGUAUUGUUAGUAUCUCAUGUUCUUGGUAAAUGGAUGUCUAAUGUUUUGCCAACAAAACAAUUUCAAAUUUAUAAUUGGAAAUUUUCAUUAAAUCCCGGUCCAUUCAAUAUAAAAGAGCAUGUUUGUAUAGCAGUAGCUGCUGCCGCAGGUGGUGGCACGGCAUAUGCAACAGAUAUUAUUGCUAUACAGCAAUUAUUUUAUGGGGACAAUGCUAAUUUUUUACUUGGAAUUUUACUAUUAUUGAGUACUCAGAUGAUUGGAUAUGGAUUAGCAGGAUUUUUGAGAAAAUAUCAAGAAACUGGUUUUUUAGAUGAAGUAGCAUAUAGUAAUUAUGGGCCUGUAUUUCUAAGUGUCACAUUUGCGGUUGGAUAUUUCUACUCUUUUAUAGGUUUCUCGUCAGCUAUCAGUCAUGUUAUGUUAUUUUACGGGAAUGAGAUUUGGAGUAGGUUUAAGGCUAGCAGACAGGAAGGUGAAGAUAUUCAUUGUAGAAUGAUGAGAAUUUAUGAAGAGAUACCAAACAUAUGGUAUUUUAGUAUAUUUGUAACAAUGUUGACAAUUGCAAUCACAAUUUGUUAUGUGUCUGAAUCAAAUUUACCAUGGUGGGGACUAUUAUUGGCUGUAGCUCUUGCUUGUGUCAUGGUGCUGCCAAUAGGUGUAAUUCAAGCAAUAUCAAAUAGCCAAGUUGGUCUUAAUGUUAUAUCUGAAAUGAUUUGCGGGUAUAUAUUUCCAGGCAGACCAAUAGCCAAUGUAUAUUUCAAAUCAUAUAGUUAUAUGGCCAUGUAUCAAUGUUUAUCAUUUGUUUCAGACUUGAAACUGGGACUAUAUAUGAAAAUACCACCAAAAGCAUUGUUUGUGGCGCAAGUAUGGGGAACUUUUGUAGGAGCAUUUAUAAAUUAUUGGACACUACAACUUAUUUUAGAUUCAAAACGUGAUUUUUUGGAUGGUACCAGACGUGAUCCAACUGGUCAAUGGACUGGUUACCGAUCUCAAGUUUUUAAUACUGCUUCAAUUGUGUGGGGGUUAAUUGGACCUGCUAGAACUUUUGGAAGUGACUCAAUGUAUCAUAUUAUGUUAUGGGGCUUCUUAAUAGGAUUUCUAUUACCAUUCCCAAUCUAUUUACUGCAUCGAAGAUUUCCAAAUGCAAAACUUCGUCUAAUCACUGUACCCUUGAUUUGUCAUGGUUUGAGUAUAAUACCUGGCACAUAUACCAACUUCAUAAUUAUGGGAUUUAUGGCUAGCUUCUUGAGCCAAUUUUGGGCAUACAGAUAUAAUUAUGUAUUAUCAGCUUCACUGGAUAGUGCGUCACAAAUUGUUACUAUGUUUAUUUUCUUUUUAUUGAGUGGUUUAGUUGAGAUACCGUUUCCGGAAUGGUGGGGAAACAAUCGAGAAUCACAAGGUGAAAGGUGUUUUUUGCCACCAGGUUCAUCAAAAAUUUGA
This is a messenger RNA of Entrophospora candida, 1782 nucleotides long. NCBI's taxonomy places the organism in Eukaryota, Fungi, Glomeromycota, Glomeromycetes, Entrophosporales, Entrophosporaceae. The record is from the annotation of a GenBank genome assembly.